CAGUAAAUUGACUAUAAAAAUACCCUCAAUUCUCUCUGUUCAUCACUUGCUCCGCUCUUCUCUUUCUCUAAUCUCUACUCCCACUUUCACCAUUUUCUACCCUCUCUUUAACAAUGUCGCAAUAGCCAUUAGCCAAUUACAGAAGAAAGGAAACAGAGUAGUCUGCAUUUGAGCAUAUAACUGUUUACAAAAUCAAAUAUCAUCCAAUUUUGUUUCAACUUUUUGAGAAGGAGAGAAAAUGGCGGACUUACGAAUGCAAUUUGGGAUACAGUGGGACCUUAUAAAGACGCCAUUGAUAGUCCCAUUGCUGCAAUUAGCAGUCUAUAUUUGCUUAGCCAUGACUCUGAUGCUUUUUAUCGAGAGACUUUACAUGGGUGUUGUUAUUAUCCUCAUAAAACUCUUCUGGAAGAAACCUGAACAACGAUACAAAUGGCAACCGAUUCAUGAAGAUACAGAGAGUGGGAAUUCAUCUUUUCCGAUGGUUCUAAUUCAAAUCCCAAUGUUCAACGAAAAAGAGGUAUACAAGAUCUCAAUCGGUGCAGCAUGUAACCUGUCAUGGCCGGCCGACCGCCUUGUGAUUCAAGUUCUCGAUGAUUCCACCGACCUCAACAUCAAGGAUUUGAUUGAGAAAGAAUGUCGACGAUGGGCUAACAAAGGAGUAAAGAUUUGGUACCAAAUUAGAGAGAGUCGUGGAGGGUAUAAAGCUGGUGCAUUGAAAGAAGGAUUAACUCAUGAUUAUGUGAAGAACUGUAAAUACGUCACCAUAUUUGACGCCGAUUUCCGGCCGGAACCGGAUUUUCUCCGGCGAGCAAUUCCGUUCCUUGAGUUCAACCCUAAAAUUGCCCUUGUUCAAGCUCGGUGGCGAUUCGUAAAUUCAGAUGAAUGUUUAUUGACAAGAAUGCAAGAAAUGUCACUGGAUUACCAUUUCACAGUGGAGCAAGAAGUAGGAUCAGCCACUCAUGCCUUUUUCGGUUUUAACGGUACCGGCGGUGUGUGGAGGAUCGCCGCCAUCAACGAGGCUGGUGGUUGGAAGGAUCGGACCACCGUCGAGGACAUGGAUCUUGCAGUCCGAGCCGGUCUCAAGGGGUGGAAAUUCCUCUAUCUCGGUGACCUUCAGGUCAAUAGUGAACUUCCUAGUACGUUUAAAGCGUUUCGUUUCCAACAACAUAGGUGGUCUUGUGGUCCAGCCAAUUUGUUCAGAAAAAUGGUGCUUGAGAUCAUUAGGAACAAGAAAGUGACAUUAUGGAAGAAGGUGUAUGUAAUCUAUAGUUUUUUCUUCGUGCGAAAAAUCAUCGCUCACAUGGUCACAUUUUUCUUCUUUUGCAUUGUUCUCCCCGUCACCAUUUUAGUCCCGGAAGUCAAAGUCCCCACAUGGGGAGCCAUCUACAUUCCUUGCAUAAUUACCACAUUGAAUUCGGUGGGGACACCAAGAUCGAUCCAUUUAUUAUUCUACUGGAUUCUUUUUGAGAACGUGAUGUCAUUGCAUCGGACUAAGGCAACCUUCAUUGGUCUACUUGAUGCAAAGAGAUCUAACGAAUGGGUUGUCACUGAAAAGCUCGGAGAUUCUGUCAAGAACAAAAAAUCAAAUCUUAAACAAAUCAAACCCGAUCCCAUAUCCAAACCAUUCAAAUUUAACCUUAGUACCAGGAUUCAUCUUACAGAAUUGGGAUUCGCAGUGUUCUUGUUCUUCAUUGGAUGCUAUGAUUUUAUGUAUGGAAAUCAUCGAUAUUUCGUAUACAUUUUCCUCCAAGUGGUGACUUUCUUGAUCGUUGGAUUUGGUUAUGUGGGCACUGUCGUCCCUUCUUAGAGUCUUUUCAACUUAAAUUGUAUCCCUUUUUUCUCCAUCCCAAUCUCUACCAAUUCAAAGUACAUACAACUUCCCUAAUGGAUAUAGUGGGAAGAGAGAAAUAUGCCAAAACUUUUGAAUUUAGUGUAGUUUAAUCUGUUUGUGAAAGACAAACACUGGUAGCAGUUAUCGAAGUAUGUAGUUGAAGAAGAAGUAUAACAGUGACAAGAUCGUCUUGAUGUCGAUCUUUUCUUUGAUCCGAGUUGCUUGUAAUUUUUCUUUUUUGAAUUUUGUAUCAUAUAUUUCUUUUUGUAGAGGGAAAUAUUUAGAUGGCACUAGGAUCAUCAAAUAUGUUUAGCCAUCUUUUGUGACUUUUUAUUAUUUGUUUGUGUGAUGUAUUUUGUUAGAACUGUAUCCCAUCAAAUGAGU
Molecule: messenger RNA, 2215 nt
Organism: Lactuca virosa
Lineage: Eukaryota; Viridiplantae; Streptophyta; Magnoliopsida; Asterales; Asteraceae
Source: the annotation of a GenBank genome assembly